Messenger RNA from Neofelis nebulosa (Clouded leopard), 3633 nucleotides. It is a transcript of the gene TREM1, whose product is annotated as triggering receptor expressed on myeloid cells 1. Gene Ontology annotation, biological process: cytokine production involved in immune response; neutrophil chemotaxis; neutrophil-mediated killing of gram-negative bacterium. The record is from RefSeq and is a predicted model, not a curated record. The coding region runs from base 109 to 933 and encodes 274 amino acids. The transcript is spliced from 5 exons. Lineage: Eukaryota; Metazoa; Chordata; Mammalia; Carnivora; Felidae.
CAGUACCUCCCAGUAAUGGCUUCAUAUCCUGUUGUGCAACUUUCUGGAGCCUCUAGGUCAGAAUGUCCCAGGCACCACCGUGGCUGUUGGGGUUGGUGCACAUGAAGGAUGAAGAAGGCUGGGCUCUGGGGGCUGCUGUGGAUGGUCUUCAUCUCAGAACUCCAAGCUGAAAAUGAAUCAACAGAAGAAAAAUUUAUAAAAGAGGGGGAGACCCUGAAUGUAAAUUGUCCCUUCUCCACCGAGAAGUACUCCUACAGCCAGAAAGCUUGGCAGAAGCUGAUAGAUGGAAGGAAGCCUGUGACGCUGGCCUUAACAACGAGUACUUCAGGCAAUCCUAGUCAAGUCCGGGAGGGCAGGUACUUCCUAGAAGACAUCCCCAGUGAGGCCAUCCUGCACGUCCAAAUGACCAAUCUUCAAGUGGAGGAUUCAGGAUUGUAUCGGUGUGUGAUCUACUACCUUUCCAAAGAGCCGGAUGUCCUGUCCCCCCUUUUCCACCUGGUGGUGAUCAAGGAUCCUUUAAGCACCGCUGCCUCGGAUAAGAAUCAUACCUGGAAACUGCAGAUUUCCACCUUUCCUCCUACCACCACCAGAGCCCAGGGCACUCUUGUUGACAGACCCAGGACUGUGACCAAACUCCCGCCCAAAUCAACUGCUGACCUCUCCUCUCCUGGCUUUGGAGUCAACAUCACAAAUGUGACAGAUGUCACCAGCUAUGUUUUCAGGAUUCCAAGCUGUAGGCGAAGAAGAGAAACAAAAGUGACUGCUAGAUGGAGAGACCUUGACCACAGCCUGCUCUUAAAGUGUCAUGCUCUACUCCAGCCUGAAGGGCUGGCAGCGGGCAAGGCAGCCUCCUGGAGUGUCCUCAGGACACAGCACACCCAGGGAAGCAGACUUAACCUUCCAGGAGCUGACGGGCAUGCCUUCCUCCCCUAACAAAUACCACACUCCACUCUGUUCAGUGGUAAAUAAGAGGCUUCCUGAACUUCUCUUGUGAGAUCUCUGCCCAGCCCCUCUCUUACCCAGAGGGAGAAAAGCAGUACCAGGUGGGGGAGCGUGGAGGGCUGGGUGCAAAGAAACCCAGGCGGAGUCAAGACCAAGGGCAUGGCAAUUGAUUUCUGUGUUAAGUACAACAACUGGGACUCACAAAGUGUAAUUCAGAUGACACUUAUAUUUGUCCUCUUACUGCCGUCCAGCCUUGCUUGGCUAGAGACCUCAUUGGCCCCCUGCUAAAGCCUAUGGCAAGACCAUCACUCUUCUGGGCAUUAAAAAAAAUAGACUUUAUUUUUGAGAGCAGUUUUAGGUUCCCAGAAAAACUGAGUAGACGGUACAGUGUUCCGCUCUAACCCCUGCCCACCCCUCCAUACGCCACUUCCCCCGCCAUGGACAUCGUGUCCCUGAGUGGUAGAAUCAAUGAAUCUACAUGGACACAUCAGUGCCACCCAAAGCCCAUAGAUCACCUUAGGGCUCACGCUUGGCGUUGUCCAUGCUAUGGGUUUGGACAAAUGUGCACUGACAUGUACCCACAGCUGGAGUACCACACAGAGUAGUUCCACUCCCUUCAAACCCCUCUGUGCUCUGUCUAUUCAUCCACGCCCUUCUGGGCAUUUCUAAACAAUAUAAAGUUUAUUCCCAAGCUAGCUUCAGUUCAGUCAACCGACUGACUUACCCAGGCACCCGAUACACAUUUCAUUCUAUUAUAUAAUAGAAUAUAAUGUGCACUUUAGUGGAAAACUGCAUUGUCUCUAGCACACUCUCCCUUGGGUUCUCUGUUUCUGAUUCUGUGGGAGCUAUUUUAUAGUUAUGUAAGUUGUAGGUAAGUGACAGACAUGCAGAUUCUGUCCUUUUCUUCCUUCCCCUGCUGUGGAUGGAGGUGGGGGAGGGGCGGGAAUAAACACCAAACUGGUUUGUUUCCCCUUGCAAUUCAACAUUGCUUUCCUCCAUAUAAAUAUAUGCUUCUUGACUUCCUUUUCUAACCAGAUCUAACAUCUGUCUGGUUCACUCACUGAAUAUGAGUUUAAAAGAAUCUUUAAUGCAUGUUUAUUUUUAUUUAUAUUUUAAAAUAUUUAUUUAUUUAUUUAUUUAUUUAUUUAUUUAUUUAUUUUGAGAGAGAAAGUGCAUGUGUGCAUAUGUGCAUGAGCGGGGGAGGGACAGAGAGAGAGGGAGAGAGGGAAUCUCUCUGUGAUGUCAGCGCAGAGUCCCACGGGCUGAAUCUCAUGAAGUGUGAGGUCAUGACCUGAGCUGAUCCAGGUUGGAUCCUUAACUGACUGAGCCACCCAGGUGCCCCAACGCAUGUUUGUUUUUAACUGUAGUUUUGAAAGCUAUAACUCUGUUUAUAAAUUUCACUCAAUCUUGCUUCUGACCCUGUCCUUGUUACUCUAGGUAAAUCUAAAUCUUUGAUUUUUUUUAAUUUUUAUUGCUAUGUAUGAUUCCAUUGUGUUGAAACACACCCAUAUAUGUUGUCGCCUGAUUACCGCACAGGUGCCUCUGAUUCAGUGGCAAAGGUUGGUCUUCCCAAUAGAUGGUGAUGGUUUAUGGGAUAGUCACCUGGGGUGGGCGGUGGGGGGGGGGGAAGGCUUUUACCUUUCUCUCACACCAUACACAAAAUUAACUAAAAUGGAUCAUAGACAUAAAAAUGAAAGGUAUAAACAAUAAAGCUUCUAAAAGAAAACAGAAAAUAUGACCUUAGAGUGGGCAAAUAUUUCCUAAACAGGACACAAACAAUAGUAACCACGAUAGAGUAUGCAUUCAGGAGUUGGACACUGAAUGUAGGAUAGUCACACAUUUAUUCCACGUGGAAGUUCCAGAACUUUCUCACAUUUUCAUCAAUACUGAAUCUUACUCAACUUCCUAGUUCCUGCCAGUCUGCUGAGUACAAAGUGAAAGCUCAGUGUUUUCACUUGAGUGUUUCUCUGAUAACUCUGAUAACUAAUGAGGUCAAACAUCUAUCCGUGGGCUUCUUAGGCAUUUGGAUUUUUACUGUUUUACAACACUUUCUUCUGAUCAUUUUGCUGUUGAACUUCCUUUCUCCUGCUUGCUGAUUCUUUAAAAAAAUUUUUUUUUAAUGUUUAUUUAUUUUUGAGACAGCACGAGCAGGGAAGGGGCAGAGAGGGAGACACAGAAUCCAAAGCAGGUGCCAGGCUCUGGGCUGUCAGCACAGAACCCGAUGCCCAGCUCGAACUCAACAGACCGCGAGAUCAUGACCUGAGUUGAAGCUCAACCGACUGAGCCACCCAGAUGCCCCAUGUUCUGCUUGCUGAAUCUUAAUAACCUCUUGGCUCAUUUAGAUAUUCAUUCAUAGUCAGUUGUAGACACUGCAAAUAGCUUCCCUCAGGCUCUCAUCUGUUACCUGGCAACACACAUCAAGCCAAGCCCAGGCCCAAGCCUCAGUGAUUUGGUGCAGAAGAUACAAUGAGCCGUGGGGCACCUGGGUAGCUCAGUUGGUCAGGCAUCUGACUUCGGCUCAGAUCAUGAUCUUGCAGUCUGUGAGUUUGAGUCCCGCGUCGGGUUCUGUGCUGACAGCCCCGGAGUCUGGAGCCUGCUUCAGAUUCUAGGUCUCCUCCUUUCUCUGCCCCUCCCAUGCUCAUGCUCUGUCUCUCCAUAAUAAAGAAAUGUUAAAAAAAAUUAAAAAAAAAA